AUGGGCGCUCAAACUCUAACCGAAACUCUAGCUGAAGCUCAGUCAGGCAAACGCAAACUGAAGCUCGGAAAGAAAAACUCGUACGAACCUGACCUGGACCUGGGAGACGGUGGAGGCGAGCUAAAUGAGCUCGGUGCCUCGUUUCCACCCUUGGAGAGCCCUCCAGUUCACUUUGCGACUGAAAACAACACAAUCGUGACGUCACAAACGGGGUCAACUGCUCUGGUACCAUGUGUCAUCAACAAUAUAGGAGAUGGAAUGGUUUCCUGGAUACGAAGGAAGGAUUACCAUUUGCUUACAGUUGGCUUGACUACUUAUAGUAGCGACGACAGAUUUCAAGCUAUACAUUUGCAGCACUCCGAGGAUUGGACGCUGCAAAUCAAGUUUGUGCAGCAAAGGGAUGCCGGCUUGUACGAGUGCCAAGUGUCCUCGCAUCCGCCCACCAGUAUAUUCAUCCAGCUCAACGUUGUUGAGGCGAAAGCGGAAAUCCAAGGACCUUCGGAGAAGUAUCUGAAGCCAGGCUCAGGGUUGCGGCUGCAGUGUACUGUCCUACAAAGUACAGAG
Messenger RNA from Anoplophora glabripennis (Asian longhorned beetle), 564 nucleotides. Its product is annotated as zwei Ig domain protein zig-8-like. The transcript has 5 exons. The annotation marks the transcript as partial. The record is from RefSeq and is a predicted model, not a curated record. Gene Ontology annotation, biological process: synapse organization. Gene Ontology annotation, cellular component: neuron projection membrane. Lineage: Eukaryota; Metazoa; Arthropoda; Insecta; Coleoptera; Cerambycidae.